AUGGCGCUUAAACGAAAUUUCCUCGAAGCUCCUGAGGCAUCAACCAAAAUUCCAAAAUUAGCGGAACCCAAAGUGGAUUAUCUUCUGCCAAUUGAGUUCGUUAACAGUGGCUCUUGCCCUUGCAUAACCCAAAUAACAGCUGCACUUUUCUGCGUCAAAGAGAGAAAGAGUGUGUUUCAAUGCUCCGUAUCCAUUGGAAACUCAAAUUGUCAGCCCUCAAAUGGAUCUCACUUUACUGUCGAUAGUUUCCAGCAGGCUCUCGAAGAGGUAAAACUGUCUGUGGAACGUCAUUGUCAACUAUUCGAUGUUGUAAUGUUAACCAAGGGUCAUAAGGGGAUUCGAAAUGGCCUUCACCAUGAAAUGAUUCACGCAAGAGUUAAGCAAUCGAUUUCGAACGAUACAUUGUGGUGGAAGUACUUUGAAAUCGAGCAGUUUUCGCCUAAUGAAGAUUAUAAUAAGGCAAGAACUCCUCUAACAACAGUUGAAUGGAUGUGCCAAGUUGUUGAGAAAUAUUUGGUUGAAGGACAUCCGUUUGGUCAACCUCACCAAAUUAAGCCCCUGUAUAUUCAUGCCAUUAUUCCAGAAAGAACGGUUAUAUCCCCUGGCACAGUUGCAGAAAUGCAUCAACUCCCAUGGACUGCAACACCAUAUACAAUAGCAGUUUUCUUUCGAGGAUUGAAUAUACGACCUGGGGGAAUAGCUAUUAAAAUAGCCGAAGGACGUCGUAGUAACACAGCUUAUAUCGCUUUUGAAAGUGAUUUGGAUGCCCAAUUAGCUUGUGAAAGGACAACGCAAGAAGAUUAUGAUGUACUAGCUAACCUUGAAAUGUCAUCUGUCAAUCAAAAUAAUCGUCCGAAUAGUGUGCUAAUUUCAAUGGUUCCGGAGUCGCUUUUUCUUCAAUACGCUGAGUGUCGAUAUCCCGAUAUUGCUAAUUUCCUCCAACAAUUAACUGACGAAAAGCAAAUUGUUGUACGAAUACGGGGAUUACCAUACACUACAAAGAAACCCGAUAUUUUGAAGUUUUUCGAACAAGUUGAUGCAAAGGUCUUAAAUGAGGAAAAUGGAAUUUUCUUUGCAACCCAUGCUGACUGUAGACCAACGGGGGAUGCCUUCGUUCUCUUCCUCGAUAAUGUGAAUGCCGAUAGAGCUCUAACAAGGCAUAGAAAUUAUCUUGGUCAACGAUAUGUCGAAUUAUUCAAAGCUUCACCGUCUGAAGCUGUUCAGGUUUGCCAAAGUGCACAAAAAAUUGGGACUCCAGGCAGCAAUACGAUCCCCGGUUUGGUGAAUAAACUCUUUAAACCUCAAUCAGCUGGACUGACCUUCCCAGACCCUGCCUCAACUAUUCCAAUUAAUUCUGCAAUCACAGCAUCUCCAAUUUCGGUAGCAGGACUAUCUGGAAAUCUAGCCAUUCAGAAUAUCUCAGCUGGUCUUAUUAAUCCAUUCCUCCUCAAUUCAUCGAUAUUGACAAUGCCCCUAACGGCGAACCUUCCUAUGAUAACAGAGUUGAAUGAUCCAACGGAUCCCAAAAGUUUAUUUCCACGACCUUUGCCUCCAGGUGGUGCUAGAUUUGUUUUGCAAAUUAUGGACCUACCUACAACUUACUCAAGGCAGGAUAUGAGAUUAUUUCUGGGAUUGGAUGUGUUUACCAAAAUCUAUAGGAUGUGUAAAAUCACGACCUGUUUAACCGAUGAUUCGUGGCUUCUUCUCUUUGCUGAAUUCGACGAUGCAGUUUGGGCCAUGGAGCAGUUGAUCCAACGACCUUCUGCAACGGGUGUCCUUCCACGGUUCAUCCUUUUUGAAAUUGAUCCACGUGACUUUCAGUUGAAUCUUGUACGUUCUGGCCAAAUGCCACAGCAUUUUUUGUCAACUCGAGUGCUGAAUAUGCAGAUGCAAAUGGACUCGAAUAUUCGACAAUCUGGUAGGCCAAGGUCUCCCCAGUUUCUGCCCUUUCCUCAAAAUGGACAAGAAACUACUGCGACCUACCUCGUCAUUUUUGCCAAUCGAACUGAUGCUGCUCUGGCAUUGACACACUGUCGUUUGGGCACUCUUCGUGAUAAUGCAUUCAUUGUAUUGACAAAUCCAAUGGCCAUGUCAUCACCACAUCCAAUAUCAUUAAUUUCGAAUUUUCCUGGCUUGAUACAAGGAAGUAAACCUCUUUAA
Molecule: messenger RNA, 2160 nt
Organism: Rodentolepis nana
Lineage: Eukaryota; Metazoa; Platyhelminthes; Cestoda; Cyclophyllidea; Hymenolepididae
Source: the annotation of a GenBank genome assembly